AUGAUGGACACCAACAAGAUGGUCAUCAACUUGGCGCUCUUUGGCGGGACUCAGAGUGGAAAGAGUUCUGCCGGGAACAUUCUGCUGGGAAGCACUGAGUUCCACACCAGCUUUUCUCCCUCUUCUGUCACCCAGGACUGCAGCCUGGGCCGUAGCUGUCACCUCCGCAGCUUUAUGCGCCGAGCGGGGCGAGAGGUCAGCCUGCAGGUGCAGGUGCUGGACACUCCUGGUUACCCACACAGCAAGCUGAGCCUGGAGCAGGUGAAGCAGGUGCUCAGGAGGGCCCUGGAUCAUCACUUUGGGCAGGAAGGCCUCCACCUGGCGCUGCUGGUCCAGAGAGCAGACGUGCCUUUCUGUGGACGGGAAGCUCCCUACCAUGCUCAGCUCAUCCAGGAACUUCUGGGACAUGCUUGGAAGUAUCACACUGCUGUUCUUUUCACUCAUGCAGAAAGAAUAGAAGAGGCUGGGUCCAGUGAAAGUGAAUACUUACGCGAAGCCCCUGACGGCCUACUGAGCCUCCUAAAUUCUGUACAGAAGAGAUAUGUUUUCCAGUAUAAAAAAGCAAGCUCCUUUAAUGAGCAAAGAAUGAAAAUAUUAGAAAGAAUUGUGGAAUUUAUAAAAGAAAAUCAUUAUCAAGUUCUUACCUUUAAAUAAAAUUCAAGAGAAAGAAACAAUGGGUGUUGGGAGUCAGAAACCUGGUUUAAAACCUGGCGGCGGGCCCUGAGAAUUCCCCACGUGGCCAGUGAGAGCAUGGGUUUGUAUAACCGCCCUGGGAAACUGUAAGUUAAAAAGAACAUCAAGGAUGCAAGAUUUCUAACGCAAAUCCCAUGAUAUAAAAAUUAUCCCCCUAAGUACAUACGCCACAGAAAGUUGUAUAUUUGUUCAGUAAAAGACACGCAUGGGGCUGGGGACUUAGCUUAGUAGUUUCGCUGCCUGCUGCGCAAGUGCAAGGA
Molecule: messenger RNA, 953 nt
Organism: Heterocephalus glaber (naked mole-rat)
Lineage: Eukaryota; Metazoa; Chordata; Mammalia; Rodentia; Bathyergidae
Gene: Gimd1
Product: GIMAP family P-loop NTPase domain containing 1
Molecular function (GO): GTP binding
Source: RefSeq, a predicted model, not a curated record